CUCGUAGUACCGCUAAAGAAAAUAGUACCAUGAAGAGAUUCGCGUGUUUGAUGGUGCUCAGUGCACUCUAUUCAACUGUUCACAGCCAAGAAAAUUUCAAAUGCCCCGACGACUUCGGUUUCUACCCCCACCAUAUCUCCUGCGAUAAAUAUUGGAAAUGUGACAACAAUGUAGCAGAGUUGAAAACUUGCGGUAACGGUUUAGCCUUCGACGCAAGCGAUUCUAAAUUCUUGACUGAAAACUGUGAUUAUAUCCAUAAUGUAGACUGCGGCGACAGGUCUCAACUAGAGCCUCCAAUAAGUUCGCCCCACUGUGAUAGGUUGUACGGUAUAUUUGCUGACGCUACCAAAUGUGACGUAUUCUGGAAUUGUUGGAACGGUGAAGCUUCCAGGUACCAGUGUUCCCCUGGUCUUGCGUACGAUAGAGAAGCCCGAGUGUGUAUGUGGGCCGACCAAGUGCCAGAAUGUAAAAACGAAGAAGUUGCAGGUGGAUUUGUGUGCCCUGCUGCAGGGGAAAUAUCGAACGCCGGAUCUUUUUCAAGACACGCACACCCAGACGAUUGCAGAAAAUAUUACAUCUGCCUCGAAGGUCAAGCUAGAGAAUACGGUUGUCCCAUCGGUACCGUAUUCAAAAUCGGCGACGCCGAUGGUACCGGUAACUGCGAGGACCCAGAAGACGUACCUGGAUGCGAAGACUACUACGGCGAUUUGGAUCUGAAGAGCAUCCGCAAGAGCGAGCUUUUGGCAGGUCUUCAAAGCAACGGCGCUUCGCGUCCCGCAACUAACGCGGCCCCCAAAAAACCCAGACCUGCACCUGCGUCGCGUAACGCGCCCGAAUCACCGAGCAACAAUUAAAUUUUAAACUACUAUUUUUAAAUAAGUAGAUAGUCGGAAAUGGAAGCCCUUCAUAAGGGCUCGUUAGCUUUGAUUUUCUUAUCUAAUACAUAAUUUCAAACUUUAUAUUUCCAUAAAUAAAAGUAGUUCAUUUAACAACCACGUUCGUCGACGUCAAAUAUGACAAUUGUCAAUUUUUUUCCGAUAUUUAACGUCAAAUGUCAUAUUUUUCUCAUAACCUCAAAUCAGAAGUAAAUAAAUCUUCAUUUUUGCCAUUUACGUAGCAUUCAAGGUCAAUUAUGUCACGUGAUAUGUCAAUUUACCCACUAUAUUCUCUAGUCUUAUCAACAACGAUGUUUUUAUUCACAAAAAAUUAGUAUUUUCAUACAUUUCUCUUUCUACAUUCACAUAUUUAUUACUAUAUUUUUAAACAAUUAAUAUUUUCCGUUUUAUUUCCAAUUUUCAAAAUACGAACGAGAUUUUAAAGCUCAUUAUUUACUUAUUUAAAAUUUUAGAUAUAAAUCUAUCAAAUCGGUCCUAAAAUUUGUUCAGUAUUCUCUAAAUACAGGGAAACACGUUAAAUGCAUUUUAUAAAAUGGACUUCUAAUGAAAAACCCUGUAGUUUUUUAAUUAACGUAAAUAAUUGUAACAGUAAAAUAAUUUAGUAUUUAUUAAUAAACAGAUUUUUUUAUUACAUUGUAUAAUUUUAUAUCAUUUGCUUUCAAUGUUUCGUCCAUAAAAUGUCACUUUGUAUGUUAACAAUCGACGCGGUUUCAAAAAAGUUUUGUAUAAUAAUAAAUUUGAUGAUACAGAUCGUUCCAUGACUGUUUUUCUACGCUGUAUCUCAAAAAUAUUUUGUUAAAUGGUACAAAAUUAAAUUCCUCUUCUAUUUUAUAUAUAUAUAUAUAUAUAAUAUAAACAUUAAAUAAAAACCCGUUUAAAAAUAA
This is a messenger RNA of Diorhabda carinulata, 1780 nucleotides long. It is a transcript of the gene Gasp, whose product is annotated as protein obstructor-E. NCBI's taxonomy places the organism in Eukaryota, Metazoa, Arthropoda, Insecta, Coleoptera, Chrysomelidae. Gene Ontology annotation, molecular function: chitin binding. Bases 30 to 854 code for a protein of 274 amino acids. The record is from RefSeq and is a predicted model, not a curated record. The transcript has 5 exons. Gene Ontology annotation, cellular component: extracellular region.